Molecule: messenger RNA, 977 nt
Organism: Camelina sativa (false flax)
Lineage: Eukaryota; Viridiplantae; Streptophyta; Magnoliopsida; Brassicales; Brassicaceae
Source: RefSeq, a predicted model, not a curated record
ACAAAAACACAGUCCCUUAACUCGUAAUUAAACACCAAACCAAAGGGUAAACAAAAACCACAACACAAAGCUGUCAUCCUCCCAACUUACUUACACAGCCUGUCGUUGCCCCCACUGGUCGUUCAAACUUCAAAAAAAAAUAUUGGAAACAUACACAUAAUCACAAAACGACGAAAAUUCCUACGUGGCACAUCCUUUUAUAUAAAUACACACAAAAGCACCUUUCACUUCUCAUCUCCUUUCUUAACUAUUCCCUUUAUUGGCCGGUAAACGAGUCGACUCACUGAGUCAGACCAAAAAACACCAUGGGUAUAUGCAGCUCGUACGAGUCCGCACAAGUGGCGACAGCGAAGCUGAUCUUACAAGACGGGAGGAUGAUGGAGUUCACGAGCCCGGUCAAAGUAGGUUACGUGCUACAGAAGAAUCCGAUGUGUUUCAUUUGUAACGCCGACGAUAUGGACUUCGACAACGCCGUAUCCGCCAUUAGCGCCGACGAGGAGUUUCAGCUUGGUCAGCUUUACUUCGCUCUUCCUCUCAGCGCGCUUCAUCAUUCUCUCAAAGCCGAAGAGAUGGCUGCAUUGGCUGUUAAAGCUAGCUCUGCUCUAAUGAGAAGUGGUGGUUCUUGUGGCCGAGAUAAAUGCAGGUGUCGUCGGAAAUGUGUCUCUCCGGUGAUAUUUUCGGCACGAAGAGUCGCGGCGGUGGGAUCUGACGGAGUGACGAGGAACGGGAAAAGACGCGGUGGUGGGAGGAGGAAGUAUGCGGCGAAGUUGAGUAAGAUAGAAGAGUAGUGAAGGGUAGUUUGGUAAUUUAGCUAUUAUUUUAGGGUUAAGUUUGUAAAUAGCAUGUAGUGGUUAUUAUUAUUGGAGGAGCAUUUUGGUAAAACGAUCUUGUUGUAGUGCACAUUGCAUUUAGCAACGUGGGAAAAGUGAUUGUACUUUGGUUUACUAUCAUAUCAUAUGAUUAGAGGAUUUUAUAUU